Messenger RNA from Cricetulus griseus (Chinese hamster), 822 nucleotides. The record is from RefSeq and is a predicted model, not a curated record. NCBI's taxonomy places the organism in Eukaryota, Metazoa, Chordata, Mammalia, Rodentia, Cricetidae.
AUGAAUCCACUCCUGAUGCUGGCGCUUGUGGGAGCUGCUGUUGCCCUUCCUGUUGAUGAUGGUGACAAGAUUGUUGGAGGCUACACCUGUCAGAAGAACUCCAUUCCAUACCAGGUGUCCCUGAACUCUGGCUACCACUUCUGUGGAGGCUCCCUCAUCAAUGAGCAAUGGGUGGUGACUGCAGCUCAUUGCUACAAGACUCUUCAUAGUUUUCCUUUCCUCACAGAGCUUUAUCCAGACUUGCUCCAGUGCCUAGAGGCACCCGUGUUGACUCAGGCUGAAUGUAAAGCUGCCUAUCCCGGAAAGAUCACUGAUAACAUGUUCUGUGCUGGCUUCCUUGCAGGAGGCAAGGAUUCCUGCCAGGGUGACUCUGGUGGCCCUUUGGUCUGCAAUGGAGAGCUCCAGGGCAUUGUCUCCUGGGGCUAUGGCUGUGCCUUGGCAGAUAACCCUGGUGUGUACACCAAGGUCGUCAACUAUGUGGACUGGAUUCAGAGCACCAUUGCUUCGGAUCUUCAUAGUUUUCCUUUCCUCACAGAGCUUUAUCCAGACUUGCUCCAGUGCCUAGAGGCACCCGUGUUGACUCAGGCUGAAUGUAAAGCUGCCUAUCCCGGAAAGAUCACUGAUAACAUGUUCUGUGCUGGCUUCCUUGCAGGAGGCAAGGAUUCCUGCCAGGGUGACUCUGGUGGCCCUUUGGUCUGCAAUGGAGAGCUCCAGGGCAUUGUCUCCUGGGGCUAUGGCUGUGCCUUGGCAGAUAACCCUGGUGUGUACACCAAGGUCGUCAACUAUGUGGACUGGAUUCAGAGCACCAUUGCUUCGGAGUAG